AAAAAGAAAAAGUUUUUCUCAAACUCUGUUCGUUUCGUUGCUCAGUCCACAGUGACAGUGUUUGGUUUACUAUUCGUGUAUAUGAUUAAUUAUUGUUGUUAAUUUCCUUAUCUUUUCUCUUUAAAUCAUCAAAAAAUAAAAUAAACUAACCACAAAAUACUGCGGCUUUUCAAUCUACGAGUACCAUAAUUCGCAUUUUCCAAUAAGAAAGUUGAAAGUUUUUUGUCGGGUCUUCGAACGGGAUUUUAUCAAAAGAAGAAAAAUUCGGGGUGCUACGCGCGGUUCUUCAUCCUAAUAUCGCACAAAUAUCAAAACCAAUAUUAAAUCAAUCUUCUUCAGAUUCCACAAUUCCACCAGUUCAAUGCAAUUUAUACAAACAAAAAUCUAUGUUCAAGAAAAUAAAUCUUAUUCGAGUUCUGUGAUUUAGAAGAUUUUCCUGCAAUUGGAAAUUAUCGUAUUUUUCAAUUACUUUCCUCAUCAAAUUCACUUGUUUCUUUUUUUUUGUUUUGUUGUUUCUGUGUCGUGUGAAACUCAAGACACAAGAAAAGAAAGAACAUCUCUUCACAAAUUGAUAAAAUUUGCUGCUCAAUCCAGGUCCCAGGUCCAAAAAACACUUUGCGGAAACAUCAAAUUUUCCUUCUAUAAUAGAGAUGCGACUUGAUUCUAACUCAAAUGAAGAUUUCAAAUCCCUAGGUGCUAAAAUUAACAAAAUAAAAAUAGAAACUUUAUCAAAGUGGGGCGGAUUGGAAAAGAAUCUUACAACACUGCCCGCAACCAAUUACUCAAGUGUUGUUCUCCCACGUCAUAGCACUAGUCCUUUUCCUGUAUCCGACAAUAUUAAUAGUCGUUUAAUAAUUUGGGAUGGUGAUAUAACACUUCUAGAAGUCGAUGCUAUCACAAAUACUACAGAUGAAACUCUGACCGAAAGCAAUAUCAUAUCAGAUAGAGUACUAGCUGCGGCAGGCAACCAGCUCAAGGACGAACUCCAAAAUCAUAUUAAAGAGUGCCGCACUGGGGAAGUUCAGGUAACAAAGGGUUACAACUUGCCAGCGCUUUAUAUCAUUCAUACUGUUGGGCCCAUUUAUAAAAACAAAUUUAAAACUGCUGCAGAAAACACAUUGCAUUAUUGUUAUAGAAACGUUCUAUACAAAGCAAAAGAACUGAAUCUUAAAACAAUCGCUUUAUGUAAUAUAAGUACAAUUCAAAGGAACUUUCCAGCGGAUUUAGAAGCUCACAUAGCAUUACGUACUAUUCGUAGAUUUUUAGAAAGAUUUCAAUCGGAAAUUGUGAUAUUGUGUGUUGAUGCACACGAACGUGGUAUCUAUGAAGUAUUAGCUCCAUUAUACUUUCCAAGGGAUCAACUAGAAGAAAGCACAGCACUUUGGCAAUUACCCAAAGAUAUUGGUGGUGAAUUUGGUGAACCUCAUCAUCCAGAUCGGCAAAUUCGUAUUAUUCGUAAUCCACAACAUACUGUUAAAAUGAGACAUACUGACGACGAAUCUGAUUCGAAUCCACACGAAAUGGACGGAAAUAAUUCAGAUGUAGAAUGCGGACUAUCUGACUUGAAUGGAAUGAGUUUGAACUCAUAUCAUAGCAAUGGACCAAAUACAUUUGCUCAGUUACAGCAAGGUGAUUUAGAUCGGCAACGUCUGCUUGGGGACCGACAGAGAAAUGGUGUUUAUGAAAGUGUAAUAGAAGACGGACUUGAAGGUCUAGAACAUCAAGAAAGAUACGAAAGAUUGCUCCGUCGUGCGCAAGUAGAAGACUUAAAUGAAGUUUCUGGAAUUGGAUGCCUUUACCAAAGUGGUGUGGAUCGUCUGGGCCGGCCUGUGAUUGUUUUUUGCGGGAAAUGGUUCCCUGCUCAAGAUAUUGACUUAGAAAAGGCACUCUUGUACCUGAUAAAACUACUGGAUCCAAUUGUUAAAAGCGAUUAUGUAAUAGCGUACUUCCACACACUAACUUCAACAAACAAUUAUCCCUCAUUGCAUUGGCUACGUGAGGUUUACAGUGUACUGCCAUACAAAUACAAGAAAAAUUUGAAAGCAUUCUAUAUUGUUCAUCCCACUUUUUGGACUAAGAUGAUGACGUGGUGGUUCACAACAUUUAUGGCUCCUGCAAUCAAAGCUAAGGUUCACUCUUUACCUGGUGUUGAGCACUUGUACUCUGCUAUCUCCAAGGAUCAAUUAGAAAUUCCCGCAUAUAUUACUGAAUAUGAUAUGGCUACAAAUGGGCUUCACUACUUUACCCCUGUUCAAACGCCCACAUAGGCCAGACUACUUGCUUGAAACGAUCAAAAUAUGAAAGUUAUUAUUUAAAUUUUAAGUCAAUAAUAUAUUUCGUACUUAUUAUUAUGUAUUAUGUUUCAAUAUAUGUAUGUUUUAUUUUCUUUGUAACUUUAACUUUAGUUUAUUCAUUAUAGCUUAACAGACAAACAAAACAAAAAUACCUAAUCUACUAAUUUGGAUAUAAAAAUAAAUUAAUUUAAAACUUAAAAAGAUUUUUAAAAAAUAUGCUUCUAGGAACAGUGAAUACCAAUAGAUUAUGUAGGUGAUAAAUCAUUCUUAUGAUGGUAGAGAGUACAUACUAAUUUAAACACAAAAAAAAAAACAAAAAUGAAAUCGUUAUAUAAAAAAAUUAUUAAAAUAAUGAAAAAAAAAAUUGUUAUUGCUAAAUACGGAUCCAUACAAUCGAAUUGAGAUUAAAAUAAAAACACGUUAUAUCGUAUUAAAAAUAGUUAACAAAAACCAAAAGAAAAUAAUCAAUGGCAACAUUGUUCGAUAUUAUAAAAGUCCCCACUAGAAAAACACACUGCUCAUCAUCUAUUCGGAACGAGAACUUUGGCUCUUCCUUUCAAUUGCUUACAUGUAAAUAUAUAACAAACAAAAUGUCAUUGCAAUCACAACAAUCUCUGAAUGAUCAAUUACCGCAGUAACACUCAGGGCGAUUGGUUUUUAAUGGUAAUGAAUAAAAAUGCUAAACAAAAAUUGAAUACAAUACAAAAAUAUGUUGACCUAUAUUUACAAGCGACGUAUAUUAAUAAAAUAAAUUUAACAAAAACAAAAAUAAAUGUAAUGCAAUUGAAAACAAAAAUAUAAAUAAAUUAACUGAAAAUAGAACAUAAAAUAAAUAUAAAAUUAUAUUUUAUACAAAACCUUGCUACGGUAGAACAUAGACAAAAAAUAUCCUAAACAUUUAUUCACACAUAUCGUCAGCUUAUUCGCUCAAGUUGUUACAACAUUUUUGUUAUAAAUAAAACUGCAAAAACUCCCCCUCCAUUUAAGAACAACUACUUAGAUCUAUAGUGUCAAAAAAAAAAGAAACAAAACAUUUGUAUUCAUUUAAAUGUUUCGUUCAGUCCAAUUGCUCAACUGAAAUGGCUAUUGGAAAGUAUUAGCCAAAACUAGAAAAACUUUAUUGAAAGCCGUACUUAAUUUGGUGUGAAUAUCCGCUUUUUUAACAAAUGCUCAGCUAAUCCUUACACUUGAAAUCAUAUUGAGACGCUUUUGAGCAGCCUGACACCAAAAAAAAGUGAAUUCCUUUUGUGAGGGAGGCAAUUCUUCUUGAAUGGCGUUAAGAACUAGAGGAGUAAACAAAUCUUCCAAAUUUGUGUAAUUCUAAAUAAAUUGAAAGUUCACACCAAAGUACAGUAUUCUCCCUAAAAAAAUAUAAAUAUACAUUCUAUUCUAGCCCAAAUUUUUCGAGCAAAUUAUUUUUGUAAGGAACUUUCCAAUUUGAUUUUUAAACCGAUAAUUUUAGCACGUAUGUAAAAUUUCAAAAAAUCUUGUUAUUACUCAAAACCAAGUAAAACUAAUUUAGCGUGCCAAGUCAAUAACAUACAAAUUAUAAAAAUAAAAUGAAAUUUAUUUCAAAUUUCUUUUAAAUUCCUAAAUAUUUCUAUAGAAUUUUGGUUAAACAUUAAAAUUUAGAGAAGAAAAGAAACUUUUUGAACUUAGCAUUCGAUUUAGCCAAUGUAUCUAUUAAAACAACAAAACAAAAACAAAAAAAACAAUGCAAAUAAACAAAUAUGAUUAUUACGAAAUUGGCCUUAAAUAGAAAUAUUAUGAAAGCAUGAAAUAAAAAAAUAAAUACAAAAAUCCCAACGUUAAUAGACAAAAAUAAAAUAAAAAUAAUAGUAAAACGCAAAAAUAAACAUAGAAUAACCUUAAUUUAUCGAUAAUGAAUUUAUUGUUGCAUACUAUUUAAUGGUAGUAAUGAAUCGUUCCACCAAGUAUUAAAUAAAAACAAUAAAAAUAAAAAAAAAAACGUGAAUAAAAAAUAAAGUUACUAUAUUUGCAUUGAACAUAAAAAAUUGUACUAUUAUAGUUCUCUCAUUCAAAAAACAAAAAAACUUAUAUUGUAUAAUAUUUUCUCUCAUUUAAUAAAAAAUAAACAACAAAGAAAAACAUUUAUAAAUGGAAACUUUUUAAUCGUCUUUUAACAAAAAAAAAAUAAAAAGUAGGUGUUGAUAAUGUUUUUGUUAUAUUUACAUACUUAAGUUUUGUUAUUUCAUAAAAGGUAAAAACUAAUACCUUAAAAGAUUUCUUUUGUUAAAGAACUAAAGUUUCGUAAGUAAGAAAUAUAUUUUAAAUUUUAUUUUCUCUAGAAAACUUUUAGCAGUGUUUUUUAAUUAAAUUAUUCCAUUUCGCACAUUUUCAUUCUUAUUAUUCGUACCUAGAUAAAAUGUGUUUUAACAAAAUUAAUUAAAAGUAAAUUAAACAAAAAUUGAAAAAAAAAGAAACGAAAAUUAUUAUGAUGAUAAAAUGCUGAAAGAACUAGCAAAAGUCUAUAAGAAAUUGUUAUGUUUUUCUCCUUUUACUCUAGCGUAGGUUGUCGAUAUUAUAUUAAUAAUAAUGAAAUAUAAAAGAAAAAUCAUUGUUUUUGUAUAUAUAUACAAUUUAAUAAUAAAAUAAACAAUUUAUAAUUCGGUUGCGGAAGUUA
Eupeodes corollae is the source of this 4938-nucleotide messenger RNA. It is a transcript of the gene Gdap2, whose product is annotated as protein GDAP2 homolog. The coding region runs from base 651 to 2267 and encodes 538 amino acids. The transcript has 14 exons. Lineage: Eukaryota; Metazoa; Arthropoda; Insecta; Diptera; Syrphidae. The record is from RefSeq and is a predicted model, not a curated record.